UUGAAUUUCAUCUUCAAAGUGUAAAGUUCUGUGCGUUGUGCAAAGUAAAAAUUUUUAGUUGAAGUGACAUUUUAUGUGAUUAGACUGUUUUUGUGGUUUUAGAGUAUUUUUCGGUGCGAAUAAUUAUAAAAAAAGAUUGGAUUUAGCAGUAUGGAAGAACUGGACGUCAACAAUCUUUGUGAUUUCUUGAAGAACAACGGUUUUAGUGAGCACACUUUAAAUAAAAUCAAAGAUAAUUUGAAGGCUCUACUGGUUUUGCCUGAGAUGCUGCCCACGACAAAUUUCACAAAAAAGGGAAUCAAAAGGGCCCGAGUUGAGGAAACUAUUUUGAAUGGAACAUCAGGUUUUGAGAUUCCCAAAAAAGAUCUCAUACGAUUUGUUAAGAGCGAAAUAAACAUCGAGGAGUUCAUUGAACAAGUUUCAAAAGCAACUCAAGGCAGGAACCAGCCAUACAUCUUAUGUCUUCAAUCGGAGGCUGGAGAUAAAUCUUUUUUAAUUGCCGACAGCCACAAAAUUGAAAUGGCCGACAAUGGAUCUCCACUAGCAGCGUUUGACACACUUUUUUAAAUGCAUUAUGUCAUGAAUGUUUGUUACGCGAAUUCACUGAAUAUUCACUGAACAGAGAUUCACAGUGAACAUUAGAGUGGUCCAAAAUCAUACUUCUUGACAUUUUUUUUCGAAUAGAGGACAUGCCAUCCCCUCAUUUUGUGAGGUUCUUGUGAAAAAAACCUCUAACAAGGUACGUACUCCAAGUGUCCCUCGCUGAUUUGGUUCUUCUCUCUUCGUGUUGUAGUACUAGAAAAACUAAGCGAGAUGUACUUCUUUUUAUAUGCGAAAACAAACUUUGAGGAGGUGAAACAGCCCCUCAAAGAUUGGGGUCUCAAGUGUCGAUUGUAUAGUUUUGUGUAUAAAAAAUAAAUUCAUUUCCAUCAAACCACCCCUACGUAUAUUUAAAGUUGUGCUAAAAAUGUUUAAAUUCACAGGAAAAAAUUUAAAAUAAUAUAUUUUGCACUU
Molecule: messenger RNA, 1014 nt
Organism: Belonocnema kinseyi
Lineage: Eukaryota; Metazoa; Arthropoda; Insecta; Hymenoptera; Cynipidae
Exons: 5
Coding region: 151-567 (138 amino acids)
Source: RefSeq, a predicted model, not a curated record